Molecule: messenger RNA, 1963 nt
Organism: Aspergillus nomiae NRRL 13137
Lineage: Eukaryota; Fungi; Ascomycota; Eurotiomycetes; Eurotiales; Aspergillaceae
Product: putative RSC complex subunit Sfh1
Exons: 5
Coding region: 1-1674 (557 amino acids)
Biological process (GO): chromatin remodeling; regulation of transcription by RNA polymerase II
Cellular component (GO): RSC-type complex; nucleus; nuclear chromosome
Molecular function (GO): transcription coregulator activity
Source: RefSeq, a predicted model, not a curated record
AUGUCCCCCCUCAGAGGCUAUAUUACUUCUUAUUCUCCGCGAGUCCGCCAAUAUGGAAACGCGCUUCUCGCACCGGUCAUUCCUCCAAGCCAAACCGGUCCGACACCUCGAAUGACAAAGAGAGGAACAGCGGCAAUAAACUACGCUGAAGAUGGGUUUGACGACGACGACUUUGAGGACAGUGAAGGUCCCCGACGACCCACUGGCUUGAGGAGCCUUCGACGGGAAGAGUCGACUAUUGACAAGGUUCCUUUGGCGGAAAAGUUGGGCAAAGAAGUUCAUACUCCUGUUGAGGUUCAAGGGGUAUUUCGGGACUGGAUGAUUAAGAGGAUGCUGAGGCCUGUCUGCGCCGACCAACUGCAGAUUCAGGCGCAGCUCCCCCUCACCCUAAUACCCAUUCGCAUUGAUUUAGAAGUUCCAGCGCAUCAACCUCUAGAACCCUUCCAAUUGCCACGAACUGUUCUGGAUCCCGGUAUCAACCCUACUCUCCCCGGCUAUAGAAGACCCGAGCCGUUGCCUGCGUACAGGAUCAAGGAUACAUUCCUUUGGAACCUUCACGAAGCGCUGGCAACUCCUGAAGAAUUCGCUACCGGCUUUGUUCGUGACUUAGACCUACCCAAUCCGCAGGCCAUGACAAUGGCAAUCAGCAAUCAAAUUCGUCAACAAUUAGAAGAAUAUGCCGGUGUUGCGCUACAUCCGCUAUUUCAAAGUACAGUGCCAAAGCUGCCUUCUGCCAGCCAAGCUGGUGUAUCGCGCGAUGUAUCCGCAACUCCCGCUCCUACCCAUGCCGCCACGCCUGAUAGCAGAUCCAACACUGUGACUGUAAUCAAAGAACCGUUUGUUAACGACAGUUUCUUGAAUCCGGAUGAUGCAUACCGAUGCAUGAUUAAUCUCAACAUUAACCUGCAAAAUAAAUUAUACACUGACAAAUUCGAGUGGUCUCUGCUACAUCCUCCCGGCAUGGCAGAGGAAUUCGCGAAAAUCACUUGUGCCGAUCUGGGUCUGGGUGGAGAGUGGGUUAGCGCUAUUGCACAUGGUAUUUAUGAAGCUGUUCUAAAGUUGAAGAAAGAAGUUUGUGAAAGUGGUGGUUUAGUCAGUGGCAUUGGCGGCUAUGGAAAUGAGAUCGACAAUCAGGCGGCCAAUGGCACUGAGGCCGGCUGGCGUUAUGACCCGGAGGGACUCGGCGAUGAAUGGGAACCCAAAGUGGAGACGUUGUCAAAGGAAGAAAUUGAGAAGCGGGAAGGUGAUCGUGAACGGCAGAUCCGGCGUCUACGACGAGAAACUGCUAGGUUCUCUUCUACUGCAGGCAUAACUCCAGACGUUUCUCGACAAGGUAGCGGGGGCUAUUUUGACGUUGACAGCGAGACCCCUCUAGAGGAGGUACACCUGGCGGACGUGGAACUCCAGACACCUCUUCAGGCGCCGGGUAUGGCGGUGGCGGCGGUACAUUGUCCGAUUGGGAACGGCAAAAUUGGCGGUGCAGUAACUGCAUGGUAUGGGGUACCGCUGUUUGGGCUGUUCGGGAUGGCCCUGCCGGUCCAAGGACACUUUGCCACAAUUGUGGUCUCCUAUACGAACGUGAUAAAGUUGCACCGGAAUGGUCCAGAGAUCUACACCGUCAUGAUAUACCGAUUGGCCGAGCAUAGUACCAACCGAUUGACAUGCUUGGCGUAGCUUUCGUCGCCAGUCUAUGCAUAUAGCUUCGGUAAGACGGUAGUCCCUAGUCUUCAGUUCAGAGGGCCAGGAAUGUAUAGGUUGAGCGUAGCUGACAUUGGCCGGUCAAUAGGAUCCGUUACGAGCGCAACACCAUAAUUACAUUUAGUGGAACUAAAGACUGUAUCCUACAUCACUUCAGGAUUGGAACAUAGUCCCUGUACUUUUUCAAAACUUUGGCCAUGAUAUCUUUAAUGAACCCUUUACAGUUAGGAUUCGGCGUCUUUGAUGUGAUUUAUGUCUUGUUUCU